AUGACAUUCCAAUGCAACCUUACCCCCCUUGGCUGCCGGACUACUUUACCCGAAGGAAAUGCCACCUGCCAAUGUGAACCCCCGACCAUUGCAGUCACAUCUCCCGAUGUUCCUGCAGAAUUUCAACUCAUUACUUGCCAACUGACACAGGAUUUGAUACAGGAAACGAAUCCAGAUUCAUUCUUUUUUCCACGAUCCAGGCAGGUGCACAUCGACUGCACAUGGAACAACUCUCUCGGCUAUCACAACUUCCUGAAGAGUGUGGCAAAGGAAAGUGGUGAUAUCGCGAAUGAAAUUGAUACAGUCGGUUAUACCAAUUGCUUUAUGCCAUUUACCAUCACUGCCGCCACGUACAUAAUGCUACCUCGUCUGCAGAAAUUGAGCUUCCAUGACGAGAGUGUAGAUAUCAGUUCUAAUUCUUUUUUGCCCCUCGAGAGACUUGAGCUCCUAUCACUGACCCACCUUCAUUUAAAGUAUCUGCACUCCGAAGUCUUCAGAGGUCUGACCCACCUCCGGGUACUCUCCCUUUGGGACAAUGACCUAAGAGAACUCCCCGAUGGGAUCUUUCAUGAUCUUCAGGAUUUGCAGAGCUUGUCAAUAGCGAACAAUAGCCUUGUACACAUUUCCCGUGAUCUGUUAAUGCCACUUGAAUUCUUAAACAUUUUGUACCUGAAUGGCAAUAAUAUAUCUUUUAUACAUAAAGAUGCAUUCAGGCCGCUCAGGUCUCUGGAAGAAGUGAAUCUGUCGUACAAUAAUCUCGAUGAGACGUUCCUGCUAAGCUUCAUCGAGACUCGGAAGCUUUCACUUUCACACAAUUCACUAACUAGAGUUACAGAGGAUACUUUCGCAGGUGUCCGGGAAUACACUGGCUCAUUAGACUUGUCAUAUAACCUGAUAACGUCCAUUGCCGAAACAAUCUUUCUGGAUACGCCAAAUUUAACCCAGGUUUACCUUCACGGGAAUCUUCUAACCGUUAUUCCUUCCUUCCAUUCUCUUCCCAAAAGCCUCGAAAUAAUGAGCCUCCAGCAUAACCCACUUGUUUGUAGCUGUAACUUGAUUUCAUAUCAGGGGUUGACUAGGUACACUCCUGGGGUUGACGGUAACGCUACAUGUAAGCAGAAGGGUAACGCAUUCGUGACAUUAGGACAGGUCAACUCAUCUUACUGCAGGAAAGGCGGAAUAAAUCCAAUCCACACCGUUCUCAUAUCACUUGGAACUGUAACUGGUGUGAUCGCAGUGGUGUUCAUGUGUUUUGUAAUCUACAAAAAGAACGAAACACUGAUCAAGCUCAUGUUACUAGAAUACUUUCCCGAAGACAUGUCGGAUGAGGAUGCAAAUAAACCCUUCGAUGUAUUCAUAUCUUACAGCCAACUUGACGAUGAAUAUGUGCUUCGUUACUUGGUGCCUCUAUUGGAGAACGAAGAAGAGGCUUCCUAUUCGAUCUGCCUCCACCAUCGUCAUUUCAUCCCAGGAGACGCAAUCGCAAACAAUAUUGUCAGCGCCGUGGCACAAAGUCGUCGUGUCAUCUUGGUACUGUCCAAAAACUUCCUUGAGAGUGAUUGGUGCAUGUACGAGUUCCGCAUGGCUCAUCUUCAAGCGUUGCAGGAUCGUCGUAACACGUUGCUCAUCAUCACUCUGGGAGAUAUCUGCGAAGACAACCUUGAUCCGGACCUGAAGGCACACUUAAGAACUACAACGUAUCUCGAGUCAUCUGAUUCAAAAUUCAAACACAAACUCUUCUUAGCUCUUAAACGGAGGCGCUCAAAGCGAGUAACAUCAAACAACCAAAUGGGACUAAUUGAUCUAGAAGGUUUAUGAUUUCCAUUGUAUCGCAAUGCUCAUCAUGUUUGUGAGUGGAGAGCAAUAUUUAGGAGGAUCCAUGAAUGUCUUUGUACUUUAUACUCUAUUCUGUUGAUGCUUAUCUGAAAUAUGGUUAGGCCUACUCGACGUUUAAUCGGUUGUCGUUUAAGGUUCUUGUAAUCUUCAUCAUGUAUGUAUUUUGAAAUGGUGAAGUUAUCUCAAGAAGCAGCAUAUAAAUAUGCAUAAUAUAAAUCUAAAUCAUUUAGAUAGUUAUGUAUUUUUUUUUCUCUGCAGCAAUAGAUUCACCUGAACUGCUAAAAUAAAUACUAUUGCAUUUUUCAAACUUUUGGCAACGCAUUGAAAUAUAUAAGAAAGUGAUAUUUGAUCUGAAUUUAAUCCCGAACUUGUAUUUUGACAUCUUAAUUGAUCAAGUAUUCAAUUUUAUUUUUCAAUGUUUUGUUCCAUUUUUUAGGCGGUUAAGUCGUUUCCAUACCACCAAAAUUCACAAUACCUUCAUGCCACAAUCAAGUUAUCAACCAAUCUACUUAAAUUCGAGUGACCUUAUUGAAGGAUUUUGCAUCAGUUUAUUGACCUCUGGCUCCUAAAUAAAUUUCAAUUAUCUUCAUUCGUCCUUAUUUCAGAGUAAAAUUAUUGAAUCUCAAGGUUUCGUGAAUUUGCCGUCGAAGGUGAUUUUAUAUAUCAUUCACCAAUUAAAUGUGAAUAUAAAGAGGGGAAUCUUUCUUUUUUUGCCUUGAAGGGUGAAUGUGCA
Messenger RNA from Lytechinus variegatus (green sea urchin), 2569 nucleotides. Its product is annotated as toll-like receptor Tollo. NCBI's taxonomy places the organism in Eukaryota, Metazoa, Echinodermata, Echinoidea, Temnopleuroida, Toxopneustidae. Gene Ontology annotation, cellular component: membrane. Gene Ontology annotation, molecular function: transmembrane signaling receptor activity; protein binding. Bases 1 to 1818 code for a protein of 605 amino acids. Gene Ontology annotation, biological process: immune response; toll-like receptor signaling pathway. The record is from RefSeq and is a predicted model, not a curated record. The transcript has a single exon.